AUGUCCAAGUGGGAGCGAAAUUUUAGAGAUGCAAUCCGGAACUGGUCGCCCAUGACGGCCUCCGGCGCAACGGCCGGCCCAGCCGCCACGGCACUCGCUCCCAAAAGGGCGCGGCGGCCGAAGGCCAAAAAGGGCGGCCAGGUACCCGCGCCCCCGAAGCCGGCAUCCGCGCCCUUUGUGCGUGGGGUGCAAGUGCUGCGGCAGGGCGCAGGACCGAGGGUCUUCUUGGUGGAAGCGCAUCCGCCGGAAGCAGAGGAGCUGGUUGGUCCCCAGGAGGUGGCCAGAGGCCGUCAGGAUCUCGCAGCGGCUCUGGCUCCCUGCAGCGUUUGCGCGCUGCUCUUCGACGAGGAGGCCUACAAGUGCAAGACAUCUUCCGAGCUGGUGAACUUGUACACACGCCGGGUCAACGCGCAUCGGCAAAUCUUCAGAGACCAGCUGGAGGGCGAGCCGUUGGCUGUCGUCGGUUGGUCGUUUACUUGUCCCCUGGCUACCGCUCUUGCAGCCUCACUGGAGAAAGCUGGUGUCGAGGAUGUACGUCUGAUCCUCCUUGGUGACAACUCGUUGCUCCUGCCGGCGGUCUCGCGGCACCCGGAGGAGGACGCCAGCCCAGACCGAGAUGCGUGGUUGGGCGGUCGCAUCGAGGCUGUCCUCCUUUGCGCCCGGGCCGUUGGGGCCGGAACCUGGGCAGCAGAGGAGGCACGAGCACUUCGAGGUAGAGGCUUCAAGAAGCCUGAAGAGUUCGAGGACGUCGUGGAAGAUUUGCAGAUGCGGCUGUUCUGGGAAGAGGGAGCCAAACCGGGCCAUCUCCAACGCUUGGGUCCCCUCCGCUUCGCGGAGUUGAGCAACACCACAGGGACGAAGGCCGAGGCCUUCCGGACGCUGUCCAUGAAAGCAAGAGGUCCUCCUGGCUACGAGGACUUGGCAUGGGAUGCCGGUUUUUGUUGGGAGGCAGGACACGGCGCCAAGUGGAGCAUGUCGCAACAAGCGACUGCUCAGAACUUUCCAGAUGUCCUAGGUCGGCCCUGCGAGGGGGACUUCUAUGCUGACCAGUUGGGCCACCUGAAGCACUUGAGGUUUUCGGGUGUUAUAGGCCUACAGAGUGUCGAGAGCUUGGGUUACAAGAUGAAGCCAGAUGAAUCCGAUGAAGGAUUCCGCGCGUUGGCCGUGGAGAAAAAACAGCUUGGAAGAUCUUUAGACCUGGACAUUCUGUCCCGUAGCCAGUCAGUUGGUCCCUGUGUCAGACCUGAUCCUCUGAAGGAUUGGGCCCCGGCUGAGUCUGCAGCAGAUCAGCUGGGUCAGAACUCCGAGCCUCGAGUUUCAACAAAGGCUUCUUCUCUCCUUUCUCCUCCAGCUGUCCCGAUCCCGCUUGCAUUGGCCAGCAGAUGCCAGUACCACCACAACGAUGGGACUGCACAUUUUCAGGAGACUCAGGGGAGUCCGUAUGGCCGGAACUGGUCAGAACAAACGGAUCAGGUGCGGACACAAUGCAUGCGUUGCCGACGACUGUUCGCCAGCUGCACAACUGGCGAUACAGAUCGGAUCAAUGCAAUACCAUUGCCUUUCAUUCUUGACUCUUGUCCACAGCACCGCUGA
Molecule: messenger RNA, 1593 nt
Organism: Symbiodinium sp. CCMP2456
Lineage: Eukaryota; Dinophyceae; Suessiales; Symbiodiniaceae
Source: the annotation of a GenBank genome assembly